AUGACGCUGCCCAAGAAAUCAACUCUGAGGAAGGGCACCCUCCAUCACAAAACCCUUUUACGUCGUAGAACCAAUAUUCUCGGAUCGGCGGAACUGAUUCAGAUCUUUAAUGAUGAGUAUGAUGUAACGCAAGUCAAUCAGGUAGCGAUUAGAAUAGAGCGACUAGAUGAGCUCUGGGAAAAGUUUGAAGAUGUCCAAGAUGAAAUCGAAGUAAUCGAGGACGAGCAACAAGAGUUUUCGGAAACUCGCCAGCAGUUUCAAAACCAUUACUUCGAACUGAAGGCAGCCCUUGUUGGCAAACUCCCUCAACGCGACCCAGCACCAAUCUUAAGACCAUCGUCGUCCCUACCCCCUGCUCCUCAAACCAUCUCCGUAAAACUUCCAGAACUCAAAAUACCGGAAUUCCGUGGGAACCCCGAAGAGUGGAUAGAGUUUCAUGAUUUAUUCAAAUCCGUCAUUCAUGGUAAUACUCAACUGUCGAACGUUCAAAAACUCCACUACUUGCGUAGUUCUCUCAAGGGUGAAGCUUCUCGCUUGAUAUCAUCUCUUUCAAUCACUUCAGACAACUACUUGAUCGCUUGGAAGAUCGUAUGCGACCGUUAUGAGAAUACGAACUUCCUUAUCAAACAGCACAUGUCUGCCAUCUUGAAAAUUGGUUCCAUCAAGAAGGAGUCGGCAACUGCACUGGCUGAGCUUGCUGACGAGUUCAAUCAUCACGUCGGAAUUCUCAACAAGCUCGAGGAAGAAAAUGCUCAUUGGAACUCCUUUUUAGUUGAACGCCUUAGUAGUCUAUUAGACGAGAAAUCACUGAUGGAUUGGGAGACUCAGUGUAAGGAGGAAGAAACACCGACAUAUGAAGAUCUCUUCGAGUUUAUUCACAAAAGGUCACGCACACUGCAGAAAUGUAAAUCUGCGUAUAAUCCAACUGGUAGUGUGCAUAUGAAAUCGUCCAAGCGCAAAACUUCCUCCUCUCCCGUUGCCUCUGAAAAUGUAACAAAGUGUCUGAGUUGCAAACAAGCACAUUCCUUGAUCCAGUGUGAGGCAUUCCUAACGUUGUCACCUAACAGCCGGCUUGAUUUUGCCAAACGACAUCGCUUGUGCAUCAAUUGUUUACGAGGUGGACAUAUCGCAAAGGAUUGCCGUAGUAGCAUGUGUCGAACCUGCGGAAAGAAGCAUCACAGCAUGCUCCAUCUUCCACCGUUAACGUCAGCUUCGUCGGUCGUUGAUGUAUCGAAUGAUGUGCAAUAUCCCAGCACUUCCCAGGCGUGUACAGUCAUCUGUCGUGCACCAUCUACCACCACUCAAACAGAGAUCUCGCAUUCGGUCACGGAUACACCACCGGUGGUGUUAGCGCGUUCGUUACCCCAGGCAAGUGCGUCGGUCUUGGGAAACAAUCCGUCGUCUGUCGUUACGGUCGAAAAGCCCCCCUCUGCGUCGUCGGUAGUUCCGUCCGGCAAUCUCGAAUCUGAACAUUGCUUUCAAGAACCAGCCACCUCACUGACACAAUCGAGCAACGUUCGUGAAAGCACCAUAUUCCUAUCAACCGCUGUUAUUCGAGUUCGCGAUGUAAAUGACACCUAUCACUUUGCGCGGGCUCUGCUGGACAGUGGCUCACAGUCAAAUUUUGUUUCGGAAUCAAUGUGCCAGAAACUUGGUCUAAAGCGCACCCGCAUCAACCUUCCUGUCAGUGGAAUCGGACAAGCAACCGUAAACGUUCAUUAUAAAGUAAAUGUUACGUUUGCAUCUCGUUUCGGGGGUUUCGAACAACAGCUCGAAUGCCUAGUGUUACCCCGAUUAACAAAAACAGUAUUAGGAUACGUCGUCUCUGGGAAGGCUACAACCCAGGCUUUCGAGACGGUGGUGUGCCACGUGACCACGAACCAAGAUCUCAACUCCCAGCUCGAACGAUUGUGGGAGGUUGAGGAUUUCGACGUAGGAAAGACUCUGACACAAGAGGAACAGUACGUCGAAGACCAUUUCAAUCGCACCGUGUCACGGGAUGAAAGUGGACGUUAUGUGGUGCGAUUACCAUUUAGAGAAUCUCUGAUUUCACUACUGGGUGAUUCCUGCAAGUCGGCGCUAAAUCGCUUUUCAUUGAUGGAGAAACGGUUCGCCAAGGACAACGAGCUACGAGACGAGUAUAAUAAGUUCAUGGAGGACUACAUACGGCUAGGGCAUAUGGGACAGCAGCAGUUGCAGUCGACGAUUCCAUCUUCGAACGGUAUUCCGAGCUGGGAAAGCUGCUGA
Messenger RNA from Ochlerotatus camptorhynchus, 2247 nucleotides. RefSeq lists its product as uncharacterized. Gene Ontology annotation, molecular function: zinc ion binding; nucleic acid binding. The transcript has 2 exons. The record is from RefSeq and is a predicted model, not a curated record. Lineage: Eukaryota; Metazoa; Arthropoda; Insecta; Diptera; Culicidae. The coding region runs from base 1 to 2247 and encodes 748 amino acids.